AUGAAUGAUCCCAUUCCCGAACCAGUAGUGGAAAUCCACGUUCAAGCGAGAAGACUCUCUCCAUCAGAAGGAGACACAAGCUCAGUCCUCCUCAUCAUCACUGCCACAAAGGAUGAGAUCUAUGUAAACCCAACCACAGGCCACCAUCUUUUGCUAAAGUCAGAACCGGAUCGCUAUGGUUCCACAAAUUUCAGCCUUCAUAGUUGUAACCACCACGAAAUCCAAACGUUACUCCAAGAUCGAAUCCAUAGAACCGAACAUUGGAUGUGCGAUCACUUAGUUCCAAGGAUCUCAACGGCUGCAAUCAACUCAGGUUUUGGGUGCAACGGCGUUGAAUUGACCGUGUGCAUCGUACUUACUUAUCAGCGUUACGUCGAUGUUAUGCCUGAUCCUUCUCCGUCGAACACCAAGCCAUCAUUGAGAAAUAUGGUUCUACUGGGGAGGGUGGAUGCAGAGGAAUUGAAGAGUUUGAACAUGGAAACAGAGUUGUGUUCCAUCUGUCUCGAGAGUCUAGUCUCCACUUUGAGUACACCCACUCGCAUGAGUUGUUCCCAUGUCUUCCACGGUCGCUGUCUCUUGAAUUGGCUCGACGGGAAAAAUACUUGCCCGUUGUGUCGAACUGUGCUCUACGAACGAUGA
Messenger RNA from Capsella rubella, 639 nucleotides. RefSeq names its product LON peptidase N-terminal domain and RING finger protein 3. Gene Ontology annotation, biological process: protein ubiquitination. Gene Ontology annotation, molecular function: ubiquitin protein ligase activity. Gene Ontology annotation, cellular component: cytoplasm. The coding region runs from base 1 to 639 and encodes 212 amino acids. The record is from RefSeq and is a predicted model, not a curated record. Lineage: Eukaryota; Viridiplantae; Streptophyta; Magnoliopsida; Brassicales; Brassicaceae. The transcript has a single exon.